Molecule: messenger RNA, 463 nt
Organism: Caenorhabditis elegans
Lineage: Eukaryota; Metazoa; Nematoda; Chromadorea; Rhabditida; Rhabditidae
Gene: K11H12.1
Product: Putative bolA-like protein K11H12.1
Exons: 3
Coding region: 20-346 (108 amino acids)
Cellular component (GO): iron-sulfur cluster assembly complex
Source: RefSeq, marked reviewed
AGUCUUCAUGAAAAGAGUAAUGAGCACAUUGAGCGAAGGCCCAGUAGCACGUCUUCUCAAGGAGAAGCUGUUCGCCGCGUUCCAGCCAAAACAUCUCGAAGUGGAAUGCGAGAGCCACCUGCACAACGUUCCAAAAGGAGCCGAGAAGCACUUCCGAGUGCAAGUUGUCAGUGAUGAGUUCGAGGGGAAACGUGUCAUCGAGAGACAUCGUCUUGUGAACACGUGUCUUGCCAAGGAGCUUGCCACGACUGUCCACGCGCUUCGAAUCGACGCUAUUCCAACCAGCAAGUGGGACGGACAGAAGCAAGAAGACAGUCCGACGUGCCGUGGUGGAUUUGGAAAAUAACAUGAUCAUUUUUGAAUUUUUUUUUCAUGUCAAAGUAUGAAAAAUAUAUAGAAGAAUAAAAAAGAAACAAGUAUUUAUUUAUUUUUUUUUAAUGAGAAAUAAAUCUUCAAAGUUAUC